This is a messenger RNA of Durio zibethinus, 1510 nucleotides long. Its product is annotated as heavy metal-associated isoprenylated plant protein 7-like. The record is from RefSeq and is a predicted model, not a curated record. Gene Ontology annotation, molecular function: metal ion binding. Lineage: Eukaryota; Viridiplantae; Streptophyta; Magnoliopsida; Malvales; Malvaceae.
AGUAAUCACGCAGCUUUAAUUAAGUCUUGGUUACAUCGAUAGGGUAAUCUUAAACUUGUACAACAUCAGCUUUAAUGACGAUGAUGACCGUAUGGACCCAUAUUGUCCUUUGCUUUUAUUAUCAACUGCAAGCAAUUUAACAGGUGGAGAAGGGCAAUUGAUGAGAUGCUGAGUCAGCUAAAGGACAUAUGUCUACCGUGUGUUAAACAACUCCACGUCAGAUGUGCAGAAUUACCACGUUAUUUAAAUCUCUUCUUUCUCCUCAGACCCCUAACUAAGAGAGAAGAGAGAGAGAGAGUUCAUUAGAAAGAAAGAACAGGCAGCAAGCGAGAGUCCGAAGAAGUUCGUUGUUUGAAUAUCUAACUGCAUCUGCUGAUAAAACUUCUGAAGUAGAGAGUACUUUCCGAAUCAUCGCAGAGAUGGGUGAAGCGAACAGAGAAGAGAACAAAGGUGAAGAGAAAAAAGAAGAAGCCAAGGAUGAAAAGAAUAAGGAAGAGGAGAAAAAGGAAGAGCUUCCGGAGAUUGUACUCAAGGUUGAUAUGCACUGCGAAGCUUGUGCCAGAAAAGUUGCAAAAGCCCUCAAAGGAUUUGAAGGAGUGGAGGAUGUAGCCACAGAUAGCAAGGCGAGUAAGGUAGUGGUGAAGGGAAAGACAGCAGACCCCAUCAAGGUUUGUGAAAGGCUGCAAAAGAAAAGCGGUAGAAAAGUGGAGUUAAUUUCACCUUUGCCAAAACCACCGCCAGAAGAGAAGAAGGAAGAAAACAAAGAACCCAAAGAAGAAAAAAAGGAAGAGCCUCCUGCUGCGAUAACGGUAGUGUUGAACGUUCGUAUGCACUGUGAAGCAUGUGCUCAAGUUUUGCAGAGGCGAAUUCGAAAGAUCCAAGGUGUAGAGUCAGUGGAAGCGGAUGUGGGAAAUGAUAAAGUAAUAGUAAAAGGCGUUGUAGAUCCCACAAAGCUGGUUUAUGAUGUAAACAAGAGAACCAGAAAGCAAGCAUCCAUAGUGAAGGAUGAAGAGAAGAAGGAAGAAGAGAAGAAAGAAGAGAAGGAAGAGAAAGAAGGAGAGAAGAAAGAGGGUGAAGAAGGCAAAGGAGAAGAUGAUAAGAAGAGUGAUAUCAAGCGAAGUGAAUAUUAUCCAUCCAAGUACUACUCCGAGUUUGCAUAUCCUCAAAUUUUCAGUGAUGAGAAUCCAAAUGCUUGCUCUCUCAUGUAACCACCAAUUUCAGUACUUCUAGUUAGCCAACCAUGCAAUUUUCCUGGUAGUUACCCUACCAUCUAUAUAUAUAAUAAUGAUAACAUCUUGCCAGACGAAAGUGAGUGCUUAAUCAUGCCAUCCUUGACGACAUAUCCUAUGUAAUUAUAGGUCUUGUUUCUUGUCAUCUUGAGUUCAGAACGAUGUAUGGUUAUGGAGUACAGUUCAAGAGAUCUUUAAGACGUUGUUUGUAAUAAUAAUUGACUUUUCUGAAGUUUCUUUCUCUUAAUUAAUUCACAUACCAUAAAAUAGCCAACAGAAGU